Zingiber officinale is the source of this 2917-nucleotide messenger RNA. Its product is annotated as AUGMIN subunit 5-like. The record is from RefSeq and is a predicted model, not a curated record. Gene Ontology annotation, biological process: spindle assembly. The transcript is spliced from 10 exons. The coding region runs from base 223 to 2547 and encodes 774 amino acids. Lineage: Eukaryota; Viridiplantae; Streptophyta; Magnoliopsida; Zingiberales; Zingiberaceae. Gene Ontology annotation, cellular component: spindle microtubule; HAUS complex.
CGACUCGGCUCGUCUACGCAGAGGCGCACUAAUAACGCCGGCGCAUUUUAAAAGCCCUCCUCUCCUCUGUCUCGGCCGGCCUCCUUCAACUGCCCGCCUGCGCAUCCAUCUCCAGUUCACGAACCCUAACUCUACAUCGAGAUCUACUCGCUUUGAUUCCCCAACUGGAUCUGAAUCGCGAUUCCUGAUCCCGUCGUGGGUGGUCGAGAUCCAGUCGUCACAAUGCAGGGCCACGGGACCGCAGCCGCCCGCCCGGAGGCGAUCCUGGAGUGGCUCCUCAAGGAGAUGGGCUACCCUUCGACGCCGCCCUCCCCGGAGCAGCUGCGCAAGAUCUGCCGCGGGAACAUGGUGCCCGUGUGGAGCUUCCUCCUGCAGAGGGUCCGGUCCGAGCACACCGUGGCGACGGUGCGGAGGAACAUGUUGGUACACGGCGUGGCUCCAGCGGUGGGGACCGCGGAGGUGGGCAGGGGGAGGCGGAGGGAGAGGGAGGAGGGCUCCUCCGCGGAGGCCCGGGAGGUCGCUAUCCGGGAGAGAGAUCUGGCGCAGGAGGAGGCUGAGAGAUUAAGGAACGUGGUGCGGCGGCAGAGGAAGGAGUUGAAGGCUCGGAUGGCCGAGGUCGCCCGGGAGGAAUCUGAGCGAAAGAAGAUGCUUGAUGAGAGAUCGAAUGCAAGGCACAAACAGGUGAUCUUGGAAGCAUAUGACCAGCAAUGUGAUGAGGCAGCAAAGAUAUUUGCAGAGUAUCAAAGGAGGCUUCAUCACUAUAUUGAUCAAGCAAGGGAUGUCCGUAGGUUGAUUACAAGCGGUAACAAUGAUGUUACUGAUGAACUUCGUACUCCUGGUGAGAAAGAAGUUUAUUCAACUGUCAAAGGCAUCCGAUCCUUGGAAGAUAUUGUGCUUGUAGAAACGUCAAGAGAGAGAGAUACUCGGAAAGCUAGUGAAGUUCUUGCUUCUCACUUGAUUGAAAAGAUAAGGAGAACUUUUCCUGCAUAUGAAGGGAUGGGUGUCAACCUCAACUCCCAGAUAGAUGCUGCCAAACUAGGAAUUGAGUUUGAUGGAGAAAUACCUGAAGAUGCUAAAGCAAUUGUGAGGGAUAAACUUAAAAAUCCUUCCCUUUUACUUAAGUCAAUCACUUCAUGUGCUAUGAGGGAUAGCACACUCAUUCACAAGGAAACUGAAAAGAUUGAUAUCAGGGCCGAUGCAGAACUCUUAAGAUACAAGUAUGAAAAUGACAUGGUACUAGAUGCUGCUUCUCCUGAUUCAAGCUCACCCUUACCUUACCAAGUGUAUGGUAAUAGUAAGGUUGGAACAGAGAUACCUACAAAAGCAACAUAUGAUCAGCUUCUUGAAAGACAGAAAGCACAUGUCCAACAAUUUGUAGCCACUGAAGAUGCAUUGAACAAAGCUGCAGAAGCUAAGGCCUUAUGUCAAAAGCUUUUAGAACGUUUACAUGGAAGCAAUGAUAUGGUUGCUUUACAGACACUUCCUGCUGGAGGCACUACUCAAAACCUUGGAGCUAUCCAUAAUUUUGAGUUGGAGGUCUUAGGCAGGGAAAGAGAAGUUGCUGGACUCAGAGCAAGUUUAGGUACACUGACAUCUGAGGUGCAACGUUUAAACAAUUUGUGUGCAGAGUGGAAAGAAGCUGAAGAUUUGUUGAAGAAGAAGUGGAAAAAAAUAGAAGGAUUUGAUGCUCGUAGAUCAGAAUUGGAGAAUGUUUAUACUGCUCUUGUCAAGGCCAACAUGGAGGCAGCGACAUUCUGGGAACAACAACCAUUGGCUGCCCGAGACCAUGCAGCAAAGACUAUUCUUCCAACAUGUACAGCUGUGGUGAACAUUUCAAACAAUUCGAAGGAUCUCAUAGAGAGAGAAUUGUCUUCCUUUUAUCAAAGUUUAGACAAUAGUAUAUACAUGCUUCCUGCAACCCCACAGGAGCUUGUGGAGUCUAUUGGUGUCCCUGGUGCCACAGGACCUGAAGCAUUUGCAGCUGCUGAGAAAAAUGCUGCAAUAUUAACAACAAGAGCUGGUGCUAGAGAUCCAUCUGCCAUCCCAUCUAUAUGCCGCAUAUCUGCUGCUCUCCAAUUUCGUUCCGGUGUUGAAGGUGCAGAUGCUGGCUUAGCAUCUGUCUUAGAGUCAUUGGAAUUUUGUUUAAAGCUUAGGGGUUCUGAGGCUAACAUCUUGGAGGAUUUAUCCAAGGCAAUUAAUCUUGUACAUACGAGACGGAACCUUGUUGAGAAUGACUGCAUUUUACUGAACCAUGCACACCGGAUGCAACAAGAUUAUGAAAGGGUUGCCAGUUAUUGUUUGAAGUUAGCUGGUGAACAAGAAAAAAUAGUUGCAGACAGAUGGCUGCCUGAACUUCGUAAGGCUGUCUUGGAUGCGCAAAGAUGCUUGGAGAAUUGCCAACGUGUUAGAUGCUUGGUUGAUGAAUGGUGGGAGCAGCCAGCCGCAACUGCCGUUGACUGGGUUACCGUUGACGGCCUCAAUGUCGGUGCUUGGCUCAACUGGGUGAAACAACUCCAGAUGGCGUUCUACGACCAGAAGCUGUUGUGAUGUUACCCUGCUGACUCCCUCAAAUUCUCAGGCAGCUGCUCCACGCAUUCCUCUCGGAACUCUUCUUUGUGUAAGACUGUCGUUGUAUGUGCUGUUUGGUAUGCGUUCAGCUCAUCAUUGCAAGCUGUGGUUUUGCUAAUUGAUGUUGAUAUUGCCCAGCCCAAAUGCCUAAUGCGCACACUCUUUGUAACUCCAGGUUUUAGUUAGCUCAAAAUGAGUGGGUUAUAAUGAACUGAUACCCCUUGUAAUUAAAGGUUAUAUAAAACUAUCGCUCUGAUUUUGUUGAGAGAACCAAGCUGAGUCAAGUUUUAUGUUAUUCAAACUUAUUUAAUAAGGUAAUCAAGUUGAGCUAAGUUAAAUUUAAAAUGAA